GGGAGCCGGCGCGGCGGGGCCUGACGGGGCGGCGGGAGCGGAGCGGCGGAUUUAUGUGCUGGGAGCGGGGCCGGGCCGGGCGGCUGGAGCGGCGGCGGCGGGCGGGGCCGGCUCGGACACCAUGGGUGUGAUAGGUGUACAGUUGGUGGUUACCAUGGUAAUGGCUAGUGUCAUACAGAAGAUCAUACCUCACUAUUCUCUUGCUCGUUGGCUUCUCUGUAGUGGCAGUUUACGGUGGUAUCAGCAUCCUACUGAAGAAGAACUACGGAUUCUUGCAGGGAAACAAAGAGGGAAGAGCAAAAAAGAUAGAAAAUAUAAUGGUCAUAUUGAAAACAAACCCUUAACCAUUCCAAAAGACAUCGAUCUUCAUCUGGAAACAAAAUCUGUCACUGAAAGGGACACCAUUGCAUUGCAUUAUUUUCCGGAAUAUCAGUGGUUGGUGGAUUUCACUGUUGCAGCUACAAUUGUGUAUGUGGUGACGGAAGCUUAUUACGGUAUUAUGAAGCCCUCACAAGAAAUGAAUAUCAGCGUAGUGUGGUGUCUGCUUGUCUUGGCUUUCGCAGUUAAGGUACUAUUUUCAUUGACUACCCAUUAUUUCAAAGUAGAGGAUGGAGGUGAAAGAUCAGUCUGUGUUACCUUUGGAUUUUUCUUCUUUGUAAAAGCAAUGGCAAUUCUCAUUGUGACAGAAAACUAUCUGGAGUUUGGACUGGAAUCAGGCUUCUCAAAUUUCUCAGAAAGCGCUAUGAAGUUUCUUGAAAAGCAGGGUUUGGAAUCCCAGGGUCCUGUGUCUAAACUAACCUUCAAAUUGUUCCUGGCUGUUCUGUGUUCACUUAUUGGUGCUUUUUUGACAUUCCCUGGCUUGCGACUGGCUCAAAUGCAUCUGGAUGCUCUGAAUUUAGCAACAGAAAAAAUAACACAAACAUUGCUACAUAUAAACUUCUUGGCACCUUUAUUUAUGGUUCUACUGUGGGUAAAGCCAAUCACUAAGGACUACAUUAUGAACCCACCUUUGGGCAAAGAGAGCGUCCCUUUAAUGUCAGAAGAUACAUUUGACACCAUGAGGUUGUGGAUUAUAAUCCUGUUGUGUGCUUUACGGUUGGCUAUGAUGCGUCAUCAUUUACAGGCCUAUCUGAAUUUAGCCCAGAAAAGUGUGGAUCAGAUGAAAAAGGAAGCUGGCAGAAUAAGUAUGGUUGAUUUACAGAAAAUGGUGGCUCGGGUAUUCUAUUAUCUUUGUGUAAUUGCACUGCAGUAUGUUGCACCAUUGGUAAUGCUCCUUCACACAACUCUGCUCUUGAAAACACUAGGUAACUAUUCUUGGGUCAUCUACCCAGAAUUGAAUUCUGACACUCCGGUAGAAAACAGUCUGCUUCCCAGUUCAGUUUAUUCUGAGUCUCCACCUGCUGAUGGAAAGAUGAAGGUAACUGUAGUACAAAUAACAAUGGCUUUGGGAAGCCUAAAGAAUAUUUUCACUCCUCUCCUGUUCCGGGGACUCCUGUCUUUCCUCACCUGGUGGAUUGCUGCUUGCCUCUUUUCUACAAGCCUUUUUGGGCUUUUCUAUCACCAGUACCUGACUGUGGCAUGAACAGGUCAACUGACACAGCAAACGUGAGGUCAAAUACUAGAUACAAACCCAGGUACCCAAGAGGAGAUGAAGAGAAAAGAAGAAAACUACGUAUGAAGAGAAAACAUAUCAGAUUUUUUUUUAAACACUUCCUCUGUGUUCUCAGGGUGAAUAUUCUUACAAUGUUUAAAAUCACAACUGGGUUUGGUUUUUUUUGUUACCCAAAUGGUAGGUAACUAAUUGAAUUAUAGUAUUGAGACUGACGUUAUCGUGUCACACAUGGUGGUGAGCGUGCUGAAAAGAUAUGACCUCUGAGGAUCUUGGUUUCCAUAAACAGCAAGCCAACCUCAAAACUUUGUGUUUUAAGCAUCAAAAGUCAGUGACUGAACUGUAUUAGAAGGGUACUGGUUAUAGUGAUAGUGGCCGCCUAUCAAUUAAAUCUUGAAACUGAGCCAUACAAUGGAAGGAGAUAGGGGAUUUAAAAAAAAAAUUCUGUUGGAUAGCUAUCGAUCACUUUUCUCCACGAAAAAUGAAAUAAUCCAACAGGACAAAAGAGAUACUGUAUAUUACAGUAAGGAAAGUUGUAUAAAAUUUAACAGGAACAGAUGUAUGGACCUGACAGGUAUUGCUGCCUAAAUAUUUUGCAGGAAUACUUGUGCAGCAAGAGGAGAGUUAUAAAAAAAAUACAUUAUUUCGGUCCCUGCAGUCAUUUUGAAGUAAUGGCCAUCCAUAUGGUGCUAAUAUUGAUCCACAGAUUCCAUUUGGAUCUUUUAAAUUUCUUAUUUUCAGGUAAUAGAUAAAUUCCAUUGAAUUCACAAAAUAAUAGAAGAUUAGCAACACCAAUCAGACGUUUCAAAACAAAACAGUUUAAUCCUGCUGACUGAGAGUGUAUGUAUCUGUGUAAUGUACAUAUAAAUAUAUAUUAUAUAUUAAAUAUAUAAUAUAUAUGAAGUUAUAUUAAAUCUUUAUUUUAAAUUACUGAAUGUAUCUUGCAGGGCUGUGGGAGACGGAUGUAUGUGUAUCUAGUAAUUUCAAGAUCCCUUUUGAAAUGAAAAUUAAAUUUUUUUGAAAGUUCA
Messenger RNA from Grus americana (Whooping crane), 2637 nucleotides. It is a transcript of the gene TMEM161B, whose product is annotated as transmembrane protein 161B. The transcript has 12 exons. The record is from RefSeq and is a predicted model, not a curated record. Lineage: Eukaryota; Metazoa; Chordata; Aves; Gruiformes; Gruidae. The coding region runs from base 122 to 1582 and encodes 486 amino acids.